UUGGUGAUUUUUCACCAUUUGCCCCCAGCCGGUGCCGCUUCUUGCUGCGAAGCAUGUCUGGAGGAAUGUGGAGCUCUCUGGGACGACGCCUGCUGAGGUUGAUCUCUGCUCCCGUGCUGGUGGCUGUGAUGUGCUGCGCUCAGAGUGUGAAUGACCCUGGUAACAUGUCCUUUGUGAAAGAAACGGUGGACAAAUUGUUAAAAGGCUAUGAUAUUCGUCUUCGACCAGACUUUGGAGGUUCUCCUGUGUCUGUUGGCAUGAACAUAGACAUUGCUAGCAUUGACAUGGUGUCUGAGGUCAACAUGGAUUAUACUUUGACAAUGUACUUUCAACAGUACUGGAGAGACAAGAGACUAGCUUAUAGUGGAAUCCCUCUCAACCUCACUCUGGACAAUCGAGUAGCAGAUCAACUGUGGGUUCCAGACACAUAUUUUCUUAAUGACAAGAAGUCCUUUGUACAUGGAGUUACAGUAAAAAAUCGUAUGAUCCGCCUUCAUCCAGAUGGGACAGUUUUAUAUGGUCUGAGGAUCACUACAACAGCUGCCUGCAUGAUGGAUUUAAGAAGAUACCCUUUAGAUGAGCAGAAUUGUACUCUUGAAAUAGAAAGCUAUGGAUACACAACAGAUGACAUUCAGUUUUACUGGAGAGGAGGUGAUAAUGCUGUCACUGGUGUUGAGAGGAUUGAACUUCCACAGUUUUCCAUAAUGGAUCAUAGACUGGUGUCAAAAAAUGUUGACUUUGCCACAGGCUCCUAUCCCAGGCUCUCCCUAAGCUUUAAGCUUAAAAGAAAUAUUGGAUACUUCAUACUCCAGACCUAUAUGCCAUCCAUAUUGAUCACUAUCUUAUCUUGGGUGUCAUUUUGGAUUAACUAUGAUGCGUCUGCAGCUAGAGUUGCUCUCGGGAUAACAACUGUGCUGACAAUGACUACAAUAAAUACUCAUCUUCGGGAGACAUUGCCUAAAAUCCCUUAUGUAAAAGCCAUAGAUAUGUACUUGAUGGGGUGUUUUGUAUUUGUGUUCCUGGCCCUACUGGAAUAUGCCUUUGUCAACUACAUCUUCUUUGGAAGAGGACCACAAUUGCAAAAGAAGCUUGCAGAGAAGACAGCAAAGGCAAACAAUGAUCGCUCCAAAUUUGAAAGCAACAGAGUGGAUUCUCAUGGAAACAUUCUACUGACAACACUUGAAAUCCACAAUGAAGUGACUGGCAACGAAAUAACCACAAGUGUCACCGAUGUUAGAAACUCAACUACAUCCUUUGAUAACUCAGGAAUUCAGUACAGAAAACAAAGCAUGACACGAGACGGAUUUGGGCGCAGGGCAAUGGACCGAACUGCUCCCCACAACAAGAAAAAUCAUUUGAGAAGACGAUCCUCUCAGUUAAAAAUUAAGAUCCCCGAUCUUACCGACGUAAAUGCCAUAGAUAGAUGGUCGAGAAUGAUUUUCCCAAUCACCUUUUCUCUCUUCAAUCUAAUCUACUGGUUAUACUAUGUCAACUGACAGACUAUGCCUACAAGGACACUCUGUAGUCAAACAAUAACUAGCCUGUCCAUUGUAUGCAAUUAAAGAGGAAAACAAAUAUUCACCUGCAUACAAUGCUGAUAUGAAUGUAUGGGCAAGCACAUGUCAGUGCUUACAUAUGUUCAUACUAACAUGAUUUCCUCGACUAGGGGUCAUUUUUCAAGAUACAAUGAAAUGAACGAUUUUUAAACUUUGAAUAAUGCUGAUCUUCUUAGAUAAACUACAUGCCUUUGGAACAUCUGAAAUACAACUUGAUAUAAAUCUAUUGAAUUCUUACACUCAUAUUCCAAGAAUUAGAACAACAAUCAUUGUCUCGUUGCUUCUACAUAUCUUAAAAAUGUCAAGCGAUACAAUUGUUAUCACUAGUGCAGUGAUGAUGCUUACUAAGAACGAUUUAUAACAUUCUGUUGGUUUGUUUACGCAUGCAAAACUACUUUAACUUUUUUUUUGCUUUUCAUUUGCCUAAUGUACUUAUAACACCUGACGCUUAUUAUUGUUUAUGCUACCAAUGUUCAGUGAUACAUUCUUAAAGCACUGAACUUGAACAAACUGUUGAAUUCCAUUUGUACGCCCUACAGAAUAAUGUACAGUAUAUUUUUUCACUUAUAGACGUUCUAAUCAUCUUGUGAAAACCCACCCAUGCAGCACUUUUUAGAACGUAUUAUUCAUUGUCACUUUCUAGAUCUAAUGUAGAUUUCUUUACCCACAUGGUAUAAGAAAAACAAUGAAAAAUAGAA
Molecule: messenger RNA, 2254 nt
Organism: Spea bombifrons (plains spadefoot toad)
Lineage: Eukaryota; Metazoa; Chordata; Amphibia; Anura; Pelobatidae
Gene: GABRB3
Product: gamma-aminobutyric acid type A receptor subunit beta3
Exons: 9
Coding region: 54-1496 (480 amino acids)
Biological process (GO): monoatomic ion transmembrane transport; chemical synaptic transmission; signal transduction
Cellular component (GO): GABA-A receptor complex; synapse; neuron projection
Molecular function (GO): neurotransmitter receptor activity; extracellular ligand-gated monoatomic ion channel activity; GABA-A receptor activity
Source: RefSeq, a predicted model, not a curated record